Messenger RNA from Calypte anna (Anna's hummingbird), 2252 nucleotides. It is a transcript of the gene NDUFAF5, whose product is annotated as NADH:ubiquinone oxidoreductase complex assembly factor 5. The record is from RefSeq and is a predicted model, not a curated record. Bases 50 to 1150 code for a protein of 366 amino acids. Gene Ontology annotation, cellular component: mitochondrion. Gene Ontology annotation, molecular function: S-adenosylmethionine-dependent methyltransferase activity. Gene Ontology annotation, biological process: mitochondrial respiratory chain complex I assembly. The transcript is spliced from 11 exons. NCBI's taxonomy places the organism in Eukaryota, Metazoa, Chordata, Aves, Apodiformes, Trochilidae.
GAGGGCCGGGGUGGCUCCGGCGCUGCUUCCCCCGCGCACGUCCGAGACGAUGGGGGCGGCGGCGGCAGCGGCGGCCGUUGGGGUGCGAACCCUGAGAGGGUUCGGCCGCCCCAUCCUGCAGGCGCGCUGGGGCCGAGGCGGCUCUGGCGGCGGCAGCCGGCGGCUCUGGGCUCCGUCGGGCCCGGCUACCGCAGCCGCCGCUUCUCCCCCUUCUCCUCCCGGCGGCCCUUCAUCGGGCUCGGGCGCGCUAAACCCUUUCGACCGGCGGCUGAAGCGGAAGCAAAAGAACUGGGCGGCGCUGCAGGCCGAGCCCGCCAAAUGCGACUACCUGCGGGAGGAGGUCGGCAGCAGGAUCGCGGACAGGGUGUUUGACAUAACCAGAACGUUUCCUCUUGCUUUGGAUGUUGGCUCUGGAAGAGGUUACAUAGCUCCACAUUUAACCAAGGAAAUCGUUGAAAAACUUAUUCAAGUUGAUAUUGCAGAGAAUGCUUUAAAAAAUGCCGUAGAAUCUGAAAUCCCUACGGUCAGUGUUGUAGCUGAUGAGGAAUCCCUUCCUUUCAAGGAAGAUACAUUUGAUCUUGUUGUUAGCAGCUUAAGUUUACAUUGGGUGAAUGAUCUUCCUAGAGCUUUUAAAGAGAUUCACCAAGUUCUUAAGCCAGAUGGAGUAUUCAUUGGUGCAAUGUUUGGGGGAGACACACUGUAUGAGCUUCGCUGCUCUUUGCAGCUAGCAGAAUUGGAGAGAGAAGGGGGAUUUUCUCCUCAUGUAUCACCAUUCACUGCUGUCUCUGAUCUGGGACAUCUGCUGUCAAGAGCUGGGUUUAACACCCUUACUGUGGAUACUGACGAAAUUCAAGUCAACUACCCAGGGUUAUUUGAGGUUAUGGAAGACUUGCAAGGUAUGGGGGAGAGUAAUUGCUCUUGGAAUAGAAAACCUCUGCUACACAGGGAGACAAUGUUGGCGGCUGCUGCAAUAUAUCGAGAAAUGUAUGGAAAUAGCGAUGGCACAGUACCUGCCACAUUUCAGAUCUACUAUAUGAUUGGCUGGAAGUUCCAUGAAUCACAGGCAAGACCAGCCCAGAGAGGUUCUGCAACAGUUUCACUUGGAGAUCUGGCAAAAAUAGAUGGACUUCUUUCUAGAGAAAAAAAAUAGGUUUUCAUCAGAAAUAAUAGUUAUCUUGAAGCUUCUAUAAAACCUCUCGUUGCAGACAGUCUUGUGCCUAUUUUGUGAUGGCAUCCUGAAAUUAUAAUAAUCUGCAUGGAGCAAGGUUUUUUUGUCUUUACUGCCUUUGCUGCAAUAUCAAAUGUGUAAAAUUAUGGUUGUUUUUUUUCUUUGUUUCUAGAGAAAUAUUUUGUAGUAUUUUAAGUGAAUACAGACUCAUCCAACUUGUGGUUAAGUAACUAUUUUCAUAUGUAAUGCCUCUUCCAGUAUUACAGUAUCACAGGCUGCUCCAGGUAUAAUUUGCAAGCAUGAGUGUGCAUCACCAUGUAUUAUUUUUUAAGUAUUCCUAAAGGACUAGAUCAAAAUAAAGAAUAGGACUUGGUGGCAAGUGUAUUUGUAAGACAUCCUGCAAGAGAAAAUACCAAAAGUAUGCACACCUAAAUGAGUUUUGUGGGUUGGAAAUUCUGGGUAAAAAGCUACUGUAGAUUAUUAUAUGCUUGUCACAUGAAUGCUUGACUUGUGCAUAAGGAAGUGAUUAUGUUUGUAUUAUAAAAAUAUCUCAAGUUGCCACCCUUCACCUACAGCCCUCAAAUUUGAUUACUUUUCCUACCACUCCAAAAAAAUAGCAGUGUUUGGGAACAUGAGUAGUGGAGCUCAACCAUAAGAAAGCUGGAUGUUUCAUUGUAUCUUUAAAAAAUUUUUGCAUCAUGAUUUGACUUAAUUUACCGAAAGCAGCCGCAAGCAGUCACCUAACACUCAGAUGGAUGUCUAAGUUUCAAAUUAGUCAAGUAGCUUAGAACUGGCCUUCUCUGGAGUUUGUACUCCCUUGAAGUUCCAUGUUUUGUUUUGGUUUUUUACCUGUUCUUUUAGCCCGUAGCAUCUGAAAAUUUAAGGCCAUUAUACAUCUAAGUGUUGUAUCAAUACUGGUGAGAGGAAAACUUGAGAUCUGUUUUAAAAUUAUCCAGCAGGUGGAGUUUGACAGAGCGGUGUGACACAGAACAAAUAGGCAACGUACACAGAAGUAUUCCCAUUGUAUCCAGAAUUACUGAAUUAUGAUUCAAAGAUUAUAAUAAAGAUAUUGAAAUCAACCUUC